Camellia sinensis is the source of this 1194-nucleotide messenger RNA. The record is from RefSeq and is a predicted model, not a curated record. Lineage: Eukaryota; Viridiplantae; Streptophyta; Magnoliopsida; Ericales; Theaceae.
AUGGCCCCAGCGGAAGUUAAAAGAGAAGGUGAUGAUUAUGACAUUCCAAAUAAAGCAGAUGACAUUCGUUUGAUGAAUGAAAGUCGGGCGGAACCUUAUCAUGGUUGCGAAGCUGGUCUGAGCAAUGGAAAAGCAACCAAUAUGAACGUUGAAGAUGACGGAGUCGAUGUGAAAAAAGAAAUGGUUGACGAUGCUCAUCGCAAUGACAUGGUUGGUGAUGUUGAACAUGCUAUUCUGAAACAGAAAUUUGAUUCGGUCGAAGAUGGAGAAGCUUUCUACAAUGCGUAUGCUAAAGCCAAGGGAUUUAGUAUACGAAAAUCCAAAUUUAACACAAACAAAGAGGGAAAGGUCGUUAGUAGGCUGUGGUUGUGUUCAAGGGAAGGUCAGAGAUUACCAAAAUACUUGGACCGUGAUGCUGAGAAGAGUAGAGCUCCCAAGGCACUAACAAGAGUAGGUUGCAAAACCCAAUUUCGCAUACGGUACAAUGCAGAUGCUGGUGAAGGGGGAAAGUAUGUUGUGACUCACUUCGUCGCAGACCACAACCAUGAAUUGGCAGAACAACACUGUGUGAUGUAUCUGAGGUCACAUCGCAGUUUAAACAGCAUUGACAAAGCUCAAGCAAUGGCUAUGUGCAACGUCGGUGUGAAGACUAGCCAAAUCAUGGACUAUAUGAUAAAUCAAUCCGGGUCUUAUGAGAAUGUUUGUUUCAUCCGUAUGGAUCUGUACAACCAUAUUCAAGCCGAACGCAAAGCAGAAGUUCAGGAUGGUGAUGCACAGGAUUCGAAAUCGUGGGCCGACUACGCAAAGUUUGGUGAUGUGUUGAUAUUUGACUCAACUUACAGAACCAAUGCAUACAAGAAACCUUUUGUCAUGUUGGCUGGUGUGAUUAGCCACUUUAGGACCACAAUAUUUGCAUGUGUUUUUCUAGCUAAUGAGACAAGUGAGACAUACAUAUGGGUCUGGGAAACAUUUAUGGAGGCGAUGGGCAAUAAAGCACCUGUGUCUGUACUGACAAAUGGGGAUAAGGCGAUGCGAGAGGCAUUCAGAAGAGUAUUUUCAGACGCAAGACAUCGAUUAUGUAAUUGGCAUCUUGGGAAAAAUGCUGUUUCAAAUGUUCACAUAAAUGGCUUUGCACAUGCUUUCAAGCAGUGCAUGGACAUGGAAAUGGAUGAGACAAACUUUGAGCAAGGCUAG